GCCGGGGCGCGUGCGCAGCGGCGGCCCCGCGCAUGCGCAGGGGGGGCGCCGAGAGCCGCACCGGAGGCAGCGCGGGCGGCAGAUCCAAUGGCUGUACCACCGACGUACAGUGACUUGGGAAAGUCUGCCAGGGAUGUGUUCAACAAGGGCUAUGGAUUUGGAAUGGUCAAGUUGGAGUUGAAGACCAAGUCUACCAGUGGGGUGCUGGACUUCACUGCUACUGGUUCUUCCAACACGGACACGGGCAAGGCCUCAGGCAGUCUGGAGACCAAAUACAAGAUGAAAGAACAGGGGCUGACGUUCACCCAGAAGUGGAACACAGAUAACACGUUGGGAACAGAAGUUGCUGUGGAGGAUCAGUUGGUUGGAGGAUUGAAGGUGGCUCUUGACACUACAUUUGUACCGAACACAGGGAAGAAGAGUGCAAAGUUGAAGACCUCCUACAAAAGAGAAUAUAUAAAUGUAGGCUGCAACAUAGACAUUGACCUCGCUGGGCCAACCGUGUAUGGCUGGGCAGUGUUGGGCUAUGAAGGUUGGCUGGCUGGCUACCAGAUGGCUUUUGAUACAGCCAAGUAUAAGCUUUCACAAAAUAACUUUGCCUUGGGAUAUAAGGCAGGAGACUUUCAGCUGCACACUAAUGUGAAUGAUGGCACCGAGUUUGGUGGGUCUAUUUAUCAGAAGGUUAAUAAUAACGUUGAGACAUCAGUCAAUCUGGCAUGGACUGCUGGCAGUAACAACACACGUUUUGGGAUUGCUGCAAAGUACCAACUGGAUGACAAGACUUCUCUUGUGGGCAAAGUGAACAAUGCCAGCCUCAUCGGACUCGGCUACACUCAUGUCCUCCGACCUGGUAUUAAACUGACCGUCUCAGGCUUGAUUGAUGGCAAGAAUUUCAAUGCUGGAGGUCACAAAGUUGGGCUGGGAUUUGAGCUGGAAGCUUAACACACCUGUAAGUAAAACAACUGGUGGUGCUCUGGAAGGUGAAGGAAAAGUAUACCCAGUGUGUUUCGGCCUUAAUAUACUCUGAAAUUUGAAGAAGUGUGAACUUUCUGCUCUUCCAAAGAACGACUUUAACCCACUGCUGAAGGUCCAGAGAGUGCCAGCACAACAGAGGAAGACACUUGAAGGCGUGCAUGGAAGUUGUGAUGUUUGUGCCACAUUUCAGUUUCCUGUAUUUUAAAUCUGUUCCUAAAAAAACAGAAGAAAAUCCAACCUCUCCCCCUUAUUGUAUUGCAUUUUGCAUGUCCUGUACUCCACAGCCUUUUCUAAAAGGUGGUCGCUGUGCUGUAGUGGAAAUUUGGGUUUACAUCGGAAUGAAAUAAAUUGGUCCCAGUCGGAACA
This is a messenger RNA of Chiroxiphia lanceolata (lance-tailed manakin), 1341 nucleotides long. RefSeq names its product voltage dependent anion channel 3 (gene VDAC3). Lineage: Eukaryota; Metazoa; Chordata; Aves; Passeriformes; Pipridae. Gene Ontology annotation, molecular function: voltage-gated monoatomic anion channel activity. The coding region runs from base 88 to 942 and encodes 284 amino acids. The record is from RefSeq and is a predicted model, not a curated record. Gene Ontology annotation, cellular component: mitochondrial outer membrane. The transcript has 10 exons. Gene Ontology annotation, biological process: monoatomic anion transmembrane transport.